AUGCCGCCUACGGCCACGAUGCCCCGAUCUCCUGGCGUUGGCGCUGUCGGAGCAUCCAGGGGCCAGGCUGCGAGAACAGGUAGUCCUUUCUUUCGACUUGCCCUCAUCUUCGGAGCCUUGCUGGUGUACCUAGGCUAUCGAGCCACUGUUCCAAGCUCACACAAAGUGCUCGAGUCUGCCGUCUCUUUUACGCCUUCCUCUGCAACCAUAUCUCGACGCGUGGUGGCAGUUGCCGACCUACAUGGGGACCUGCAACACGCGCACAAUGUGCUUCGCAUGGCCGGCAUCAUCGAUGCGAGCGCCAACUGGAUAGGUGGUGAUGCUGUGCUGGCUAGUACGGGAGACAUUGUGGAUAGAGGAGACGAUACGAUCGAGCUAUACAAGAUGUUUGAUAGGCUCAGACAGCAGGCACUAGAACAUGGCGGAGAGGUGCGAAACUGCCUCGGAAAUCACGAGAUGAUGAAUGCGCUUCACGACUGGCGCUAUGUGACGCCCGGAGACGUCAAAUCGUUUGGCGGUCCUCAAGCGCGGAGGAACGUCAUGUCAAGCUCAGGCUGGAUCGGAAAAGCAUGGAUGUCCAACUAUACGAUCAGCCAGACUGUGCCUCUUCUCUCACCCCACAAGGUCCCACCAGGUGUGCCAUCUCAUUACGCGGUGCCGCAUGCUAGCUUUGUGCACGGAGGCAUCCACCCUGAGUGGGCUGCCAAAGGUCUGGAUCACAUCAACGAAGUAGGAAGAUCUCUGCUCUUCAGAGCGCUGGACUGGAAAAGUCCCAGAGGGCACUUGCCACCCGAUACUAGCAGGGAAGAGAUGUCGCUGUAUGACGAGAUGGGCCCGCUUUGGUAUCGAGGAUAUGCUUACGAGACGGAGGAGGAGGUGUGUCACUUGGCCCACGCCGCCAAGGAAUCUUUGGGUGUCAGGCAUCUUGUCAUGGGACACACGCCUCACUUUGAUGGCUUUGUAGUCCGAUGCGACGCCGCGGUCUUGCUCAUAGACACUGGAAUCUCUCGGGCAUACGGCGGAGAACAGUCGGCGCUCAUCUUUGACACCGAGCUCUUACCUCUAGCUAAAGGAGCUUGGGAAGAGAGGUCUACAUUGACUGCGUUGUACCGAGGGAGAAGACCAAAGAUCAUCAAGGAGAUCCGAAGGGUCGUAUAGUCACGCGUAUUGUUGUCGAAAUGUGCAUAGAAUUGCGAAUCCAGCG
Ceraceosorus guamensis is the source of this 1204-nucleotide messenger RNA. RefSeq names its product Metallo-dependent phosphatase. Lineage: Eukaryota; Fungi; Basidiomycota; Exobasidiomycetes; Ceraceosorales; Ceraceosoraceae. The coding region runs from base 1 to 1158 and encodes 385 amino acids. The record is from RefSeq and is a predicted model, not a curated record. The transcript is spliced from 6 exons. Gene Ontology annotation, molecular function: hydrolase activity.